AUGAGAAAAAAGAAAAAUAAUAAAGCAAAGGAAGUCAAAGAGUUUGUUAUGGAAGGUCUUAAGGAGAUUGCUAAAGAAGUGGUUUUUGAAGAAAAUAAUCAGGAAAACAAGGAAAGAAGGAAAAAGUCUGGAAGUACGAAAUGUGCUCAAACUAUGGAAGAUGAGCAGAAGAUACUGAAAGGCCAAGAAACAAAAAAAAAUCAGGAAAAAGAAACAAGGGAGUCUAAAAGCAAAAAGCAAAAUGUGGAGGAAGAGAAUAAAGAAACCAUAGAGGAGGAUACUCAGAAUAAUCAAGCUGAAGUAGAUGUUACCAAGGCUGUUGUAGAGGAUAUCAUAGAUGAAUCUGAGAGAAACAAGGAUAAGAAUUCUGAGACUGAUCUAGAAAUUCAAGUUCAGAACAACAAGUUCAUCCCCCUUUUAUUCCAAAAGAGGAGGGAAGAGAAAGGACAAGGGGAAAAUGAAGACAAUUUGUUGAUACAACAGAGUCGUUUGUUUGUCCUCCUCUAA
Molecule: messenger RNA, 507 nt
Organism: Impatiens glandulifera
Lineage: Eukaryota; Viridiplantae; Streptophyta; Magnoliopsida; Ericales; Balsaminaceae
Product: protein PXR1-like
Exons: 5
Coding region: 1-507 (168 amino acids)
Source: RefSeq, a predicted model, not a curated record